CGACCGCAACAUCGCAACAUUUUUGGCCUUUUUGGCAGCUUUGACAACCAAACAAACGCCGUGUCCGUGCCGCUUCGCAAGUCAUCUUUGAAGAAAAUCGCAGUUAAAAAGUGACAUAGCAUUUCUGUAGAAUAAAAAUGUUCCGCAACCAGUACGAUAGCGAUGUCACGGUCUGGAGCCCUCAGGGUCGCCUCCAUCAGGUUGAGUACGCAAUGGAAGCAGUCAAGCUGGGCUCGGCGACCGUCGGUUUAAAGAACAAGGACUAUGCCGUUUUGAUUGCUUUGAAGCGAGCAUCAUCGGAGCUUUCGUCGUACCAGAAGAAAAUCAUUUCAAUCGAUGAUCAUCUCGGAAUUUCGAUCGCUGGUAUAACGGCCGACGCCCGUAUCCUGAGCCGGUACAUGCGGCAGGAGUGUCUGAAUUACAAGUACUCGUACGAUGAUAACUAUCCGGUCGGACGACUGAUUGCCAAUGUCGGCAACAAAAUGCAGGUGUGUACUCAACGCUAUGACAGACGUCCCUACGGCGUCGGUUUGUUGGUGGCCGGCUAUGACGACCAGGGGCCACAUAUCUACCAAACUUGCCCGAGUGCGAAUUUCUUCGAUUGCAAGGCCAUGUCCAUUGGGUCAAGAUCUCAGAGCGCCAGAACCUAUCUGGAAAAGCACUUGAACGUUUUUCCAGAUUGUACCAAGGAGGAGCUAAUCCGUCACGGGGUGCAGGCCCUGCAGGAUACUUUGCCUAAUGAGGUGGAGCUCAACAAUAAGAACAUUUCAAUUGCCAUCGUCGGCAAGGAUGAGAAGUUCCGCAUCCUGGAAGAACUCGAAAAUGCACAAUAUCUAACCAACAUUGUGCGUCGCGGGGGUGGCGGACCUGGACAAGCUGCUGCUUCUGGUGGUAGCCAACCGCCGGCCGAUGACGAUCAGCCGCAACCCCCAAACGACCCGACCCCAGCCGUGGCGAUGGAAAGUUAAAGCGUAGUACUUCGGAGGAAUCGCUGAACGAUGAUCCUGAUGUUCAUUGCUGUGAUCAUUCAGGUUUAUCACAAACCUUGCUCGGCAGUCUCUUUAACUGGCCCUCUUUUGUGUUUACGGUUCAAGAAAUAUGUUGGGUGGGGGUUUGAAAACGAUCUUUCAAAUCCCCACCCAAAACAGGGAUAAAAUUUAUAAUGUGGUAUUUCGGAAUUAUUGCAAACUCUUUAUUAUUCUUUUCAAUAAUUAUAUUCAAUCAAUCAAA
This is a messenger RNA of Armigeres subalbatus, 1230 nucleotides long. RefSeq names its product proteasome subunit alpha type-1 (gene Prosalpha6). Gene Ontology annotation, cellular component: proteasome core complex, alpha-subunit complex; nucleus; proteasome core complex. Bases 138 to 968 code for a protein of 276 amino acids. The transcript has 3 exons. Gene Ontology annotation, biological process: ubiquitin-dependent protein catabolic process; proteasomal protein catabolic process. The record is from RefSeq and is a predicted model, not a curated record. Lineage: Eukaryota; Metazoa; Arthropoda; Insecta; Diptera; Culicidae.